GUCGGAUAAAAACUCUUAAAAAACUAGAGAAAUGAGUUUUCGUACAUUUUUGGCCUGUCUUCUACUUUUCGUUGUGGGUGCAGCGGUCACUCCAACUUUGGCUGAGGAACCCUUGCUCGAAUUAGGAGACGGAUUAGUUCAGGGUUCCACGGAGAAUGCGAGAGGUGGUCGAGUGUUCUAUCAAUUUAAGGGAAUUCCAUUCGGAAAAGUCGUUGAAAGAUUUCAGCCAUCCGUCCCUGCCGACAAGUGGUCAAAUGUCUUCAAUGCUACCGCGUUUGGCCCAGUCUGCGCCCAGUUUGAUUGCUUAAACGGAGAAUUCACUGGGGAAGAAGAGUGUCUGAAUUUGAACGUUUUUACUCCAAAGCUACCCAAAUCCGGUCAUCAAACUAAACUUUACCCAGUCGUGGUCCUUCUUCAUUUAGGGGGCCACUUUUUCGGCUCUGCACAACAAUACAAUCCGCACUACGUGAUGGACCAAGACGUCGUCCUCGUCACGCCCAACAGUCGCCUCGGCCCGUUCGGCUACUUGAACACGGGAGACGCAAAUGCUCCCGGAAACGUGGGUCUGCGGGAUCAGAGCCUCGCCUUGAACUGGGUGAGGAAGAAUAUUCACCAGUUUUCGGGAGACUGGGAGAGGGUGACGUUGAUGGGGGCAGACUCUGGGGGCGUGGAUGCGCUUCUCCAUCUCAUCAACCCCGAGGACAAAGGCCUUUUUCAUCGCGCAGUCGUCAUGAGCAGCACGAUUAAUUCCUGCUCAUUCGUCAAAGAUCCGGCAGUCCAGGCCAAAAAGAUGGGUGAACAGGUUGGGUGUCCAAACAGUGAGAAAUCGGACGAGUUUGUGAAAUGCUUGAAGAAAAUGGAACCACUUGAGCUUCUCAAGAAAAUGAAAGUUCCAACUGCAGACAUGUCCGAUUUCAAAGCGAUGCAGCAGAUCGCGAUUUUUGGCCCAUCAGUCGAUGGGAAGGGCGGACUUCUGCCGAAAAAUCCGUUCGAAAUUAUCAAGAGUGGGAAGGUCCCGAACAACGUGCCAUUAAUUAUGGGCACCAUCGCGAUGGAUGGGCUGGACCCUGCCAGUGCCACCUUCCUCAACGAUACGGCCCUUUAUAAGAAAACGAUUAAAAACUGGAUUGAAGAUGGGCCUCAAAUCCUGGAUUUUUCGGACGCCAAAGAUCCUGCUGGCAUGGCGAAACAAAUUUUUGACUUUUACUCCAAGGAUGGAACCCUUUCCGGCGAAAGCUUCAUUGACAUGUUUACCGACAAGCAGUACGAACACUUUUUGCGAUUUAUUGCUAAAAGUUGGGAUGGCGUUGUCCCAAUGUACGUGUACCGAUUCAACCACACCGAAACCCCGAAUCGGGCAGUGGACAUGAUUGGAUAUCAAAAUAUUCCCAAGGGUCCAGGCCAUUGGGACGAUCUCCAAUACUUGUUCAACAUGUCCAACUCGUUCAUGGUUCCGGUAACGACGGAAGACUCGCCACCAGUCGAGUACAUCUUGUCCAGAGGCAUGGUUCGAAUGUGGACUUCGUUUUUUGAAACUGGGAAACCCAGCGCACCUUGGGGAGAAGGGGAGGAGUGGGAGCAGUUCCAUUUUGAUGGAAACCAACCCAACAAAAUUUACGAGGUGGAUGUCACUCCCAAAAUUGUACGAGAUACGGAAGCUUUCCAAAAGCGAAUGGAAUUUUGGGACGCAAUUUACGAAAACUUUGACGUGACCAACUCUGUCUAAGAAACUGGCUGAAUUGAUACUACUUGAAUUGAAUAGCUGUAAUGGGAUUAAUUAAUAAUUACAAUUCUAUGAUUUCAUAAAAAAUUAGCUUGAAUUGUGCAUAAUUUUCAUUUCUCUUACUCUGUUUCAAUAUGUGUACACAAAUUCGAUGAAUAAAAAUUUAGGAUUAAGUUGCAUUCAAAAAGUAAUCUUUACAAGUGCGGAGUGAACAUUUAGCACGUGUCAGGUUUUGAGGUGUCACUACAAUUUUUACAUUAUUACCAGAGGGCGGAUAUGUAUUUAC
Molecule: messenger RNA, 2009 nt
Organism: Folsomia candida
Lineage: Eukaryota; Metazoa; Arthropoda; Collembola; Entomobryomorpha; Isotomidae
Product: esterase E4-like
Exons: 7
Coding region: 32-1726 (564 amino acids)
Source: RefSeq, a predicted model, not a curated record